Alligator sinensis (Chinese alligator) is the source of this 1785-nucleotide messenger RNA. RefSeq names its product C2 calcium dependent domain containing 4C (gene C2CD4C). Lineage: Eukaryota; Metazoa; Chordata; Crocodylia; Alligatoridae. The record is from RefSeq and is a predicted model, not a curated record.
GUUUCUAGCGCCUGCAAUGAAUGAAUUGUGACAGCUGAGCUGGUAUAAAAGGAGACAGCAGGUCUCGGGCACCUCAUUCCCAGCCCGGAGCCAGCCGCGCAGGCCGGGAGCUAGGACCUGCCUGCUGGGGGACACUGCCUCCCCACGGGGCUCCCGGGGACCGUCCAGCCACAGAGGGGGAGCACCGGGUGCCCGCGGCCCCCGCCCCGUCCCCUGCGCCCGCAGCAUGUGGCUCUUUGAGCGGAUCCGCGGCUCGGUGGAGAACGGGGCGGCCCGGGCGGGCGAGGCGGGGGACAAGCAGGCCAAGGGCCCCCUGUACAGCAACGUGCUGACCCCCGACAAGAUCCCCGACUUCUUCAUCCCACCCAAGCUGGCCACUGUGCCACCCGAGGCCGAGGGGGCGGAGGCCAAGGCCAAGGCUGGGCUCAGCACCUCGGCCUCCGAGCAGAACCUGUCGGCCCGCAAGCCCCAGCGCAGCCCGCGGCUCCCGGCCAAAGCCGCCUCGGAGAGCAAGAACCUGCUGAAGGCAGCCAGCCGGCACAUCAUCCAGAUCGAGAGCGCCGACGAGUGGGCCGACGAGGAGGACUUCAGCACCAACGCCGACCCGCAAGCCCAGACGGCCAUGUCCCUGCCCUACGUGCCCAAGGCGCAGACCUCCUACGGCUUCGCCACGCUCAUGGAGAGCCCGCACACGCGGCGCAAGGAGUCGCUCUUCCACAGCGAGCACGGCAGCCUGUGCCAGGCUCAGACGACCUCCCCCAGUGCCCAGCGCCGGGCAGGGGGCAAGGUGAACGGGGACGGCGCCCAUCUCACCCCCUCCGACACGGGGGCAUUGCUCAUGAACCCCUACCGCUACUUCAGCGGGGGCGAGAGCGACACCUGCUCCUCGGCCGAGUCCUCGCCCUUCGGCUCCCCGCUGCUGUCCCGCUCCGUGUCCCUGCUCAAGCUCUUCGGCCAGGAGAGCCAGGCCAAGGUGAUCAAGCUCAAGCACUCGGUGGCUCGCAACAGCUCCCUCUCCACCGACGACAGCUCGGCCGACACCAGCCCCAGCUCCCAGCGCCGCCUGCGCUGUGCCACCCCCCCGCCCCAGCCGCCGGCGCCCCCGGAGCCCCCGGGGCCCGAGCGGCAGCAGAGGGAGCACCUGCUGAGCUGAGCAAGGGGGGCAGCCUGCAUCAACUGCUGCGUGGGGCUGCACCUGAACCCGGGCAAGCUGCAGAAGCAGCGCAGCACCAUCAUCAAGAACAGCCGCAACCCCGUCUUCAACGAGGACUUCUUCUUCGACGGCCUGGGCAUCAGCGCUGCCCGCAAGAUGUCCCUCAAGGUCAAGGUGGUCAACCGGGGGGGCAGCCUCAAGCGGGACACGCUGCUGGGCGAGAGGGAGCUGCCCCUCACCUCCCUGCUGCCCUUCUGAUGAGCCUCGUGGCUGGCCCGCCCCGGCCCGCUCUCCCCGCCAGCGCCCGACGGGCAUCAGAAGCCUCCCCCAGGGGCAGGGAGGCGUCCGAUGCUUCCCGGAUCGGUCCCCUUGGCCGAUGUGGAGCAGCCCCCUGCACCAGCCUCGAGAGCUAGCGGCUGGCUUCUCUAGACGGGCUGGGCGAGGGGUGACGGGGAUGAGACCGAGGGGUCCCUUGUGGGGAAAGGAGUGAUUUGGGCCCUUUCCCUGCUCCCCAGACCCAGUGUCCCGCCUGGCGGGUGGCGUCGGAGGGUAGAUUCAGCCCACACGGUGCAGUGCAGACGCCCCGGGGCUGGGGCCGUGGAAGCACUGAUCUGGCCGUGAGCUGUGGCAAU